Messenger RNA from Paramuricea clavata, 604 nucleotides. The record is from the annotation of a GenBank genome assembly. Lineage: Eukaryota; Metazoa; Cnidaria; Anthozoa; Malacalcyonacea; Plexauridae.
AUGCGCAAAAUUACUCUGGGUCACACUGGUGACACUGGUCACACUGGUCACAAUGGUCAGACUAAUCACACUGGUCACACUAGUCACACUGGUCACACUGGUCACAAUGGUCAGACUAAUCACACUGGUCACACUAGUCACACUAGUCACACUGGUCACAAUGGUCACACUGGUCACAAUGGUCACAAUGGUCACACUGGUCACACUGGUCACAAUGGUCACAAUGGUCACAAUGGUCACACUGGUCACACUGGUCACAAUGGUCACACUGGUCACAAUGGUCACAAUGGUCACACUGGUCACAAUGGUCACACUGGUCACAAUGGUCACAAUGGUCACAAUGGUCACACUGGUCACACUGGUCACAAUGGUCACAAUGGUCACACUGGUCACACUGGUCACACUGGUCACAAUGGUCACAAUGGUCACAAUGGUCACACUGGUCACAAUGGUCACACUGGUCACAAUGGUCACAAUGGUCACACUGGUCACACUGGUCACAAUGGUCACACUGGUCACAAUGGUCACAAUGGUCACACUGGUCACAAUGGUCACACUGGUCACAAUGGUCACAAUGGUCACAAUGGUCACACUGGUCACACUG